Messenger RNA from Henningerozyma blattae CBS 6284, 771 nucleotides. RefSeq names its product proteasome core particle subunit alpha 2 (gene PRE8). NCBI's taxonomy places the organism in Eukaryota, Fungi, Ascomycota, Saccharomycetes, Saccharomycetales, Saccharomycetaceae. Gene Ontology annotation, biological process: ubiquitin-dependent protein catabolic process. The transcript has a single exon. The record is from RefSeq and is a predicted model, not a curated record. Bases 1 to 771 code for a protein of 256 amino acids. Gene Ontology annotation, cellular component: proteasome core complex, alpha-subunit complex; proteasome core complex.
AUGGCCGACAGAUAUUCCUUCUCCUUAACAACAUUUUCUCCCAAUGGUAAAUUAGGUCAAAUUGACUAUGCUUUAACUGCAGUUAAACAAGGUGUAACCGCCUUAGGGAUCAAAGCGACUAACGGUGUCGUCUUAGCUACAGAAAAGAAAAGUGGUUCAUCACUAGCAUUAGCAGAAUCGUUAGACAAAAUUUCCCUAUUGACUCCAAAUAUAGGAACCGUUUAUGCAGGAAUGGGUCCAGAUUGCCGCGUUUUAGUCGACAAGGCAAGAAAGGCUGCUCAUACAAAUUAUAAAAGAGUUUAUGGUGAAUAUCCACCAACAAGACAACUGGUAGCCGAUGUAGCUGCUAUAAUGCAAGAAGCUACUCAAUCAGGUGGUGUAAGGCCGUUCGGUGUCUCUUUAUUAGUAGCAGGUCAUGAUAAUGCUAAUGAAAACGAUAGUAAUAGUGGGUUUGCCUUAUAUCAAGUCGAUCCCUCUGGUGCUUAUUUCCCUUGGAAAGCUACUGCUGUUGGUAGAGGUGCUGUAGCAGCAAAGACUUUCCUAGAAAAACGUUGGCAUGAUGAGCUAGAGCUAGAAGAUGCAGUACAUAUCGCUCUUCUUGCUCUAAGAGAAGCAGUAGAGGGAGAAUUUAACGGUGAUACUUUAGAAAUUGCUGUAGUUGGUGAACCAAAUAAUGAUAUGUUGGGUUUCACAGGGGUUGAAGGUCAAUUAGGUCCACGUUUCAGAAAAUUGACCCCACAAGAAAUUAACGAUAGAUUAGCUGCCUUAUGA